AUGCUUCGGCGUCGUGUGACCUCGCGCCACAAACGCCACAUCUUGAGCUGCCACCGCCACCGGCGCUGCCACCAGCGCUGCGACCGGUGCGCGUGCUGCCUCUCCGACGGGACUCCGUAUAAAGUAAUGACUCCGUUUUGGUCACCGGUACCGAUUCACCAGCAGAUACAAUACGCUGCGCACUCUCCACAGCGCGCGCUAGAUCUACAGCUCGGGUCAGUU
Molecule: messenger RNA, 222 nt
Organism: Iphiclides podalirius (scarce swallowtail)
Lineage: Eukaryota; Metazoa; Arthropoda; Insecta; Lepidoptera; Papilionidae
Source: the annotation of a GenBank genome assembly